Molecule: messenger RNA, 2844 nt
Organism: Corythoichthys intestinalis (scribbled pipefish)
Lineage: Eukaryota; Metazoa; Chordata; Actinopteri; Syngnathiformes; Syngnathidae
Product: transketolase-like
Exons: 15
Coding region: 93-2084 (663 amino acids)
Biological process (GO): pentose-phosphate shunt, non-oxidative branch
Cellular component (GO): endoplasmic reticulum membrane; extracellular exosome
Molecular function (GO): thiamine pyrophosphate binding; transketolase activity
Source: RefSeq, a predicted model, not a curated record
UCAUGGUCCUUAAGGUGUGGCUACUGGAAACGUCUGAGGAAAGAACACCAUGUCCUCAUCAGUUCAGGGUGUCGUGAGCUUCACUGAGCAUCAUGAUGCUGGGCAGAGCGGACAAUGAGGGUCGGGUCACUCUCGUCCCGUCUCACACUUCCACGCAUUUACCAGCAAAGACUGUUGGAGUUCGACAUUUUGCCUUCAUGGAGGAUUAUCACAAACCUGACCAACAGACAGUGCAGGCGUUGAGGAACAUCGCCAAUCGCCUCAGGAUCAACUCCAUCAAGGCGACAACCGCAGCAGGCAUCGGACACCCCACAUCAUGCUGCAGUGUUGCAGAAAUCAUGUCAGUGCUUUUCUUCCACACCAUGAAGUACCGCCCUGAGGACCCAAGGAACUUCCACAGCGAUCGCUUCCUUAUGUCCAAGGUUCAAUCUGCCCCAGCCUUGUACUCAAUGUGGGUUGAGACAGGCUUCCUGAAGGAGAGUGAGUUGCUCAGUAUGUGCCAGGUCGAUUCUUCACUGGAGUGCCACCUUGUUCCUAAGCAACAGUUUGUGGACGUUACAACUGGGUAUUUAGGACAGGGGCUUGGUGUGGCCUGUGGAAUGGCGUACACUGGUAAAUACUUCGACAAAGCCAGCUACCGUGUUUACUGCCUGUUGGGGGAUGGCGAAAUGUCAGAGGGCUCCGUAUGGGAAGCCAUGUCUUUUGCUUCUUACUACCAGCUUGACAACCUAGUGGCCAUCAUGGACAUCAACCGCCUGAGCCAAAGUGACUCUGCGCCUUUGCAGCAUCAUGCCGAGAAAUACCAGAGACGCUGUGAAGCAUUUGGCUGGCACGCCAUUAUUGUGGAUGGACAUAGUGUGGAGGAGUUGUGCAAGGCUCUCAGCCAGCCACGCCAUCAGCCCACUGCUAUCAUUGCCAAAACUAUCAAGGGCAAAGGCAUUUCAGCUGCAGAAGAUAAGAUGGGUUGGCACUCCAAAACACUGCCUAAAGACAUGGCCGAGAUGGUCAUGAAGGAUCUGCAGAGUCGGAUUAUGAGCACCAGCAAGCACCUGUACCCACCUUCUCCUAUUGAGGACUCACCCCCAGUGAGCCUGAGGAACAUCCGCAUGGCCAGUGCGCCCACUUAUAAACCUGGAGAAAAGAUUUCCACGCGUAAGGCCUAUGGGAUGUCAAUCACCAAGUUAGGUCGUUACAAUGAACGCGUCGUGGCUCUUGAUGGAGACACCAACAACCUCACUUACUCAGAGAUCUUCAAGAAUGAACAUCCCAAUCGCUUUGUGGAGUGCUACAUUGCCCAGCAGAAUAUGGUCAGUGUUGCCAUGGGAUGUACUUCCCGUGAGAGAAACAUUGUGUUUGCCAGCACCCUGGCAUCCUUUUUCACACGUGCCUAUGAUCAGCUCCGUAUGGCAGCCAUAUUAGAAAGCAACGUCAACCUCUGUGGCUCCCACUGCGGCCUGUCCACUGGAGAAGAAGGGCCCUCCUUGAUGGGUUUGGAGGACAUGGCCAUGUUCAGGGCUCUCCCUAGAACAACCAUAUUCUAUCCUAGUGAUGGAGUGUCAACAGAGAAGGCUGUGGAAUUGGCUGCUUCCACAAAGGGUGUUUGCUAUAUCCGAACCAGCCGCCAGGACAAUGCCAUAAUCUACAACAGCAAUGAAGAUUUCCAUGUCGGACAAGCUAAGGUGGUGUACCAGAGCAAGGAUGACCAGGUGACUGUGGUGGCUGCUGGAGUGACUCUGCAUGAGGCACUUGCUGCAGCUGAACAUCUAAAGAAAGAAAGGAUAUAUGUGCGGGUUAUUGAUCCGUUCACAAUCAAACCUCUUGAUGCCAAGACCAUCAUUGAUCACACACGUGCCACCAGGGGAAGAAUCCUCACUGUAGAGGACCAUUACUAUGAAGGUGGCCUAGGGGAGGCCGUUUGCUCGGCAGUAGUAAACGAGACUGGCUUUAAUCUUCAUCGUUUGGCUGUGUCCCACGUACCACAUUGCGGCAAACCGCAUGAGCUUCUCAAGCUCUACGGCAUUGACCGUGACGCCAUCGCCCAGGCCGUACGCAAGAUGCUCAGCACCUCCACCAAUGCCAAGUAACUCUCAUCUCCAGCCCUACACUUUUUCUCACCAAAUCUAUCAAAAGUCAAGUGAAUCCUCGUAAGUGUUUAAAGUAUUGUGAUUUUGUGAUCUUCCAGGGUAGAAUUCCACUUUCACUCAUCUUUUAAUGCACCCAACACACUACACUAAAACACUAAUACACUCACACAAACCUACAUAUCCCAUCAAUUUUUUCAUGUUCACUAAGAGUACCUCGUGAUGAUUCCAUGUGUUUUUGAAAUGCUUUUUAAGUCACGUCAUUAGAGUGACAAUCUUUUUAUAUAUUAUUCCAAAUGUAGCUUUUGAAAUCAGGUGGGUGGUUUAGUUAGUAUUAAAGUAUUUGUCUUCAUGACGCUGUCAGAAAGAAACAAGGUGAGUUGUUGUCAGUAGAAGUUAGUAGAGAAAAAACGGAACAAAAACCAAAUGUAGAUUGAUUACAAAAUUGCACAAAAAACACAAGUCACAUCCACAGACAAUUCAAUACAAGUCUUGAAUUGCUUGUCUUCAGCAUUGUGUUUUGUUGUACCGUGAUGUCACCUACCAUUCACACCACACAACAGCAGUGUGCGUAAUUGUGUGGCCAUUGACACAUUGUGUGACAUUGUUACAUUGUGCUUUUAUAUGAGGAGGGGAUGUUCCCCCUGUGCUAAUGCAUAAGUUUGAUUGUGACUGCGCAAGGUAGAGUUAAGUCUGACUUGUGAACUGUUACUUGAAGUUUUGUAAGUACUAUACUUUCAUGUAAUAAAUCCCUCUACAUUUG